AUAGUCAUCAUGCCAACUUGGAUGGAUAUCUCUGAUGCCAACUUGUCUCUCCAUUCUGAUUUCAGUCUCUAACGAAUCGCGAAUUGAAACAACGUUCCUUAUAUAUCAACAAUAAAUAUAAAUUUGUUAAUUGUUGGAUGAAGUUUAAUUUUUUCCGUAUAAAUGACAGUUUAAUGGAAGUGACAAUGUUUGAUAGCAUUUCUUACACUAGCAUUGAUAUAAUGAAGAAAGAAAAUCCAACAUGGUGGAAACGACGUACAAGUAUGGAGAGAUGUCUCACCCUGUCGACUGUGAUAACAUUCCUGGUCGGAAUAUCAUUAGUGAUAGCUCUUGCCACAGUAUUAUACAAAAAUCAAGAAACUAAAGACAACCACUACAACGCCGAAGCUCUGCAAAGCACCCCCUUCAUAGUCAACAGCUUCGACAGCAAAAACAACCAAAGAGAAAAGAUCUGCCUGUCGUCGGGCUGCAUCCACACAGCCUCCAAGGUCCUCGAGUACAUGGACCCUUCCGUGGACCCUUGCGAUGACUUCUACCAGUUCACCUGCGGGAAUUUUCUUAAGAACACCAACAUCCCCGAUGACAAGUCCUCGGUGACGUCAUUCAGCAUCAUCAGCGACAUGCUGCAAGAGCAACUGAGGAGCAUGAUCGAGGAGCCUAUCCAUGCUGGGGAGCCUAAGCCCUUCCAGCUCACCAAGAAGCUCUACAGGGCGUGCAUGAACAAGACGAUGAUCGAGAAAGACGGUUUGGAUACCAUUAAUGUCAUCUUGAAGGAUUUGGGGGGCUGGCCAGUGCUAGAGGGAGAGAAAUGGAGCGAGGGGGAGUUCGAUUGGAGGAGGUCUGUGUACAAGUUCAGGCGGGUCGGGUACAGUGUCGACUAUUUCAUGGAUUUUUCGGUGGGGGUGGACGUCAAGAAUUCAACCAAGAGGAUCAUCGACAUCGAUCAAGCUUCUUUGGGUCUUAGAAGGGAGUUCCUCACCAAAGGUUUGGAUGACAAGAUCGUCAAGGCUUACUACGACUACAUGGUCGAUUUAGCCGUGCUUUUCGGAGCCGACAGAGAUAGAGCAGUCAGAGAACUCAGAGAGUCCUUGGAGUUCGAGAUAAAAUUAGCGAAUAUUUCUCUUCCAAGCGAGAAACGUCGUAACGCCACCGCUUUGUACAAUCCAAUGACGAUGGGGGAGUUGCAGAAGAACUUCCCCAGCAUACCUUGGUUGGAGUAUAUGAAUAAUUUAUUGGCACCUGAUACUCGCGUGGAGUCUGACGAGGUUAUAGUAGUCAGUGUUCCUAAUUAUAUCAAGGCUUUCGAGGCACUUAUCGCUAGAACUCCGAAAAGAGUUCAGUCGAAUUACAUCAUGUGGAGAGCUGCCGCCUCAUCGGUGUCAUAUUUGACAGAAGCUCUGAGGAAAAGACAACUAGAUUACACCACGAUAGUUACAGGACGGACGGAAAGAGAAGCCAGAUGGAAGGAAUGCAUCGACAUAUCAGCCGGAAGCUUGUCAAUAGCUGCUGGUGCUUUGUACGUUAGAAAGUAUUUCCACGAAGAUGCCAAACAGAACGCUUUGGAAAUGGUUGCCGACAUCAGGACUGAAUUCGAAGACAUUCUGAAGGAGGUCGACUGGAUGGACGAGGAAACAAGGCGAAAUGCAUUGGACAAGGCCAAGUCGAUGGAAACUCACAUAGCCUACCCGGAUGAACUUUUAGAUGAUAAGAAAUUGGAGGAGUUCUACGAUGGGUUGGAACUGGAUGAAAACCUCUACAUGAGAUCUAUCCUGAACUUGACGUUGUUCGGUACCAGAUUCUCUUUCAGGAGAUUGAGACAGCCGGUGAAUAAAACUGAUUGGAUCACCCAUGGUAGACCAGCGGUGGUCAACGCCUUCUAUUCCUCCAUCGAAAACAGCAUCCAAUUUCCUGCUGGCAUCCUGCAAGGGGUAUUCUUCAACAAUGACAGGCCGCGUUACAUGAACUACGGUGCUAUCGGCUUCGUGAUCGGUCACGAGAUCACCCAUGGUUUCGAUGACCAGGGCAGGCAGUUCGACAAGAACGGCAAUCUGGUCGACUGGUGGCAGGAGGAGACGAAAAAGGCCUUCGUGGAGAAGGCUCAGUGCAUCAUAGACCAGUACGGCAAUUAUAGCGUACCUGAGCUGAAAUUGAAUCUCAACGGUGUCAAUACGCAAGGAGAGAACAUCGCAGACAAUGGUGGCCUAAAAGAGGCAUAUUUGGCCUACCAAAAGUGGGUGAAACGCUUCGGGGAAGAACCCAAACUGCCCGGCAUGAAGUACACCCCCAACCAGAUGUUCUGGAUAUCGGCUGCGAACACGUGGUGCUCAAAGUACCGUCCGGAAAGCCUGAAGCUGAGGAUCCUCACAGGGUACCAUUCUCCCGGCCAGUUCAGGGUACAAGGACCCAUGGCCAACUCUGAUUACUUCUACAAGGACUUCAAUUGUCCUGCUGGUACCAAGAUGAAUCCUGUGCAUAAAUGCAGGGUGUGGUAGAGUGUUGGUUGUAUGGAAUGGAAGUGAGAUCUCUAGUUGUUAUGAAAUUAUUUAUCUUGUGAUUAUUUUUGCUUUUUGUAUAAGUACCAGUGAAUCUCUGUUAUGUAUUCUCGUUAUUUAUAUCAUUGAUAGCAUAGUAUCGGUUCGGAACCGGUUGGGUGCUGAUGAGGUUCAUUUUAUCGUCUGAUUAUUAUCAUUUUUAUCAAUAAAUACGAAUGUAAUGCCAUUUUAUCCUGUUGCAGCCACCAAACAGACCAUACCUUAAUCCAUACCGACUAUCCCAGUUUCAUCCUCAGACAAUAAAUAAUUGUUACUUA
Messenger RNA from Phaedon cochleariae (mustard beetle), 2809 nucleotides. NCBI's taxonomy places the organism in Eukaryota, Metazoa, Arthropoda, Insecta, Coleoptera, Chrysomelidae. The record is from the annotation of a GenBank genome assembly.